CUAGCCUCUUAGCCAUGGCUAUUCUUCUUAACUCCAAGCUCUUCAUUUGCAUUGUUGUUCUAAUGUCUUUUGUUUCUCAUCCAUUUGCUUCUGAUCUAAUUAAGAUGGUGGUUCCCUCAGCUGUUUGUGAUCUUGAUGAUUCCAAGAUGAUAUCAAGUCCCUAUGAUCUCAAGGAGAAGGUGAUUCCUUCAGCUUCUUCCUUUGAUGUCAUUGAAAUGGUGGUUCCUUCAACCUCCUAUGAUCUUGACUCCAAGUCACUCAAGAGGAAUCCCGACCUUGUUGUUUCAAAAGACGGUACCGGUGACUUCAAGACCAUAAACGAAGCAGUUGCGGCAGCACCAAACUUAAGCAAAACACGUUUUAUCAUAUUCGUGAAAAAGGGAAUAUACGACGAAAUCGUUAAGAUUGGCACGGAGAAAACAAACCUAAGCCUUGUUGGAGAGGGAAGAGAUUCAACAAUCAUUACUGGAAGUUUAAACGUGAAAGACGGUACUAAAACAUAUGAUUCGGCAACACUAGCCAUCGAUGGUAGUGGGUUCAUAGGCCAAGAUCUUUGUAUCCGGAACACGGCUGGUCCGGAGAAGGAUGCGGCUGUCGCCCUUCGAGUGAGCGGUGAUCAAGUUGUCUUCUACCGUUGUGACAUUGUAGGGUACCAGGAUACGCUAUACGCCCAUUCAAAAAGACAGUUCUAUCGAGAUUGCUACAUCACGGGCACAGUGGACUUCAUUUGCGGUCAAGCAUCGGCCGUGUUCCAAUAUUGCCGUAUCGAGGUCCGAAAACCAAUUGCAAAACAAAGCAACGUGAUAACUGCUCAAAAGCGUGACCUCAAGAGCUUAGAGUCGUGUUUUACAAUUCAGAAGUGUAACAUCACGGCUAGUAAAGAUCUUGUUCCAGUUAAAGGAACGGUGAAGUCGUAUCUUGGAAGACCAUGGGGUGUGUUGUCAAGAGUAGUCUUCAUGGAGUCGUUUAUCGACGAUCUUAUCGAUCCUGCGGGUUGGAUCCCAUGGGACAGCGACAUUACCCGCCUAUCCACUCUCUAUUACGGGGAAUAUGAGAAUACCGGACCUGGAGCGGAUACAACAAAGCGAGUUCAGUGGAAGGGUUUUAGAAAGAUUACUGAUCCAAAGGAAGCAGCAAACUUCACGGUAGGAGAGCUCCUUGAGGGACAUUUGUGGUUGAACUCAACCGGUGUUCCUUAUGACAUAGGUCUUUAGUUACAUCGUCUUUAUGAUGUUGUCGACGUUGUUUUAACGUGUAAACCUACUACUCUAUAUAAUGAGUGCUAUCUACUAGGAACAAAAGAUAUGUGGUACCCAUAUUAUCA
Messenger RNA from Capsella rubella, 1324 nucleotides. RefSeq names its product probable pectinesterase 56. The transcript is spliced from 4 exons. The coding region runs from base 15 to 1214 and encodes 399 amino acids. Gene Ontology annotation, biological process: cell wall modification. Gene Ontology annotation, molecular function: pectinesterase inhibitor activity; pectinesterase activity. The record is from RefSeq and is a predicted model, not a curated record. Lineage: Eukaryota; Viridiplantae; Streptophyta; Magnoliopsida; Brassicales; Brassicaceae.